This is a messenger RNA of Staurois parvus, 317 nucleotides long. The record is from the annotation of a GenBank genome assembly. NCBI's taxonomy places the organism in Eukaryota, Metazoa, Chordata, Amphibia, Anura, Ranidae.
CAGUGCCCUGAUGAUCGGUGCCCAGCAGUGACACCCGCAAGCUCCGCCCAGCAGUGCGCCCACUAGCUCCGCCCACCCCCCUGUGCCCAGCAGUGCCCCCACCUGUGCCCAGCAGUGCACCCACCUGUGCCACUCUGCAGUGCCACCUACCUGUGCCCAGAAGUGCCACCUACAUGUGCCCAGCAGUGCCACCCACCUGUGCCCACCCACCUGUGCCCACCAGUGCCACCCACCUGUGCCCACCAGUGCCACCCACCUGUGCCCACCCACCAGUGCUGCCCACCAGUGCCACCCACCAGUGCAGCCCAGCAGUGCUG